AAGCUCAAUUCAAUGGAAAGGGGAGAUAGCUAGUGUAAGCUUAGAGAAACUAUCACCCAAAGUAAUAAAUAACCUUAGAAUGAUCUAAAAAUUAAAAAAGAGAAGAAAACAAAUUAUAAUAUAAAAAAAAAAGUUAGUAGUAGUAGUAGGUGUAUGAGAUGAGAGAAUUCUUGUAGUAAAGCCUUCUUUUUUGGCUUAUAAAACAAACCAAAAUGCUUUAGUCAUUAGUUGUGUGGUUACGACUUGGCUCUUUCAUUUCAUUCAAUCCCUUCUCUCACCCACUCUUAACCUCCUCAUUUAUAACCAUUCAUUCCCACCUGUCCAAAAUGCCCCUCGCCGCCCCCGUAGCUUCAGGUCAAACUGUUUGUGUCACCGGCGCCGGUGGCUUCAUUGCCUCUUGGCUUGUCAAGCUUCUUCUUCAAAAGGGUUACAUUGUCAGAGGGACCGUGAGAAACCCAGAUGAUCGAAAAAAUGAUCAUUUGAAAGAGCUGGAUGGAGCUGAGCAAAGGUUGACGCUGUACGGUGCUGAUCUUCUUGAUUUUGAGAGCCUUAAAGCCGCCAUUGACGGUUGCGAUGGUGUUUUCCACACAGCGUCUCCGGUGACCGAUGACCCAGAAAAGGUGGAGCAGGCAGUACUUGGGACAAAAAAUGUUAUAAUGGCGGCGGCAGAGGCCAAGGUCCGGCGAGUGGUGUUCACAUCAUCGAUUGGAACUAUUUACAUGAACCCUAAUCGUAGCCCCGACGCGGUGGUGGAUGAGUCUUGUUGGAGUGAUCUCGACUUUUGCAAAAAUACUAAGAAUUGGUAUUGUUAUGCAAAAACAGUGGCAGAGCAAACAGCAUGGGCAAUGGCAAAGGAGAAAGGGGUGGAUCUAGUUGUGGUGAAUCCAAUGUUGGUGCUUGGACCAUUAUUACAACAAUCAAUAAAUGCAAGUGUUGCUCAUAUCAUGAAGUACUUGACGGGCUCUGUCAAGACUUAUGUCAAUGCGGUUCAAGGGUAUGUUCAUGUUAAGGAUGUUGCAAAAGCUCACUUGUUGGUGUAUGAGACUCCUUCUGCCUUUGGUAGAUACAUUUGUGUUGAAACUAUGCUUCAUCGAGGAGAAUUAGUUGACAUUUUGGCUAAGUUCUUCCCCGAGUAUCCCAUCCCUACCAAGUGCUCUGACCAGGUGAACCCUAAGAAGAAACCUUACAAAUAUAGUGUGAAAAAGCUCGAGGACUUAGGCAUGGAGUUCAUACCUGUGAAGCAAUGCAUAUAUGAAACUGUGAAGAGCCUUCAAGACAAGGGUCAUCUUCCACUUCCUUAAUAUUACAAUUACAAAUAUUUCAAUCUAAUUCUACCACUCUUCAUUAUAAAAGCCAAUUAACUUAAACAUGAUAUAUAUAUAUAUAUAUAUAUAUAUAUAUAUCCUAAUGAGAAAGGUAACAAACAUGUAAAGAAAGAUGGGGAGAUCAAAGAAACUAUUAUAGAUCUUGCUAUCCCCCAUUUCUUAUAUUGAGAAACAUAAAUAUACAUAUAUACAUAUAUAUACACAUAUAAACCAAAUUAUAGAAAAUGUAAUAUAUGGAAAUGUUUAUUUAGUUAAUUAGUAUAUAGAUAUUUGAAUUCUCCUUUCCUUAUAUGUUUCCUAUUAUAUGUAAUCAGUUUAGCGGAGGAUAUCUAUGUAGGGGUCUCAUGGGCACGUGCCCUUAAAUUUUCGCUGUUUUAUAUUUUUAAUAUAAAUUGUAAGUAAAUAGCUAUAUAUGUAAGUAAUUUCAUGUAAUUUAAUUAUCAAAAUCUUUGUAUGAAA
Molecule: messenger RNA, 1784 nt
Organism: Cucumis melo (muskmelon)
Lineage: Eukaryota; Viridiplantae; Streptophyta; Magnoliopsida; Cucurbitales; Cucurbitaceae
Product: cinnamoyl-CoA reductase 1-like
Exons: 6
Coding region: 327-1301 (324 amino acids)
Molecular function (GO): oxidoreductase activity, acting on the CH-OH group of donors, NAD or NADP as acceptor
Source: RefSeq, a predicted model, not a curated record